Messenger RNA from Dioszegia hungarica, 630 nucleotides. Its product is annotated as Mss4-like protein. Gene Ontology annotation, cellular component: membrane; cytosol. The transcript has 2 exons. NCBI's taxonomy places the organism in Eukaryota, Fungi, Basidiomycota, Tremellomycetes, Tremellales, Bulleribasidiaceae. The record is from RefSeq and is a predicted model, not a curated record. The coding region runs from base 1 to 630 and encodes 209 amino acids. Gene Ontology annotation, molecular function: zinc ion binding; guanyl-nucleotide exchange factor activity. Gene Ontology annotation, biological process: post-Golgi vesicle-mediated transport; small GTPase-mediated signal transduction.
AUGACCCGACCAUCUCAAGCCGACAUCUACGCCGCCCUCGCCGCGCAAUCCUCAUCAUCGUUCCGCAAGCCCGCAGCGCCCACCGCACCCUACUCGGCCUUCCCCGACCCUUCGUCCGAGCUCAUCACUCCAAGCGGAUCCGGACCAUCCAGAGUGAAUUGCACGCGCGUGUACUGUCCCAGAGAAGGAUGUGGGAGUCUGAUAUUGAUGGAUAGGGCUGGAGAGGUCUUGGAGAGUGAUGUGGAAGUGCUCCCAUACCACACCGGAUCUCCCUUUCCCCCUCCCAACUUCCCUCCCUCGUCUCCCGAGAAAGCUUCAGCUACAAAGCUCCACUACCUCUACAUCCCCUCCCCAUUCCAUUUCGAGAAUAUCGGCUAUUCCCGGCCAGACAAGUCGAUGGCGCUCCCGCCUGGAUCGCCGGGGCUGCAGGGUGUGCCGAGCGGCAGCGGACAAAGUAAAGGGGUAGAAGGGAAUGGGAAGGGAAAAGUCAAGUGGUUGAUCUGUGCAGAGUGUGAUUUGGGGCCGGUGGGGUGGGGGUUUGAGGGCAUGGAGGGGGGUUGGGUGGAUAUGCGGAGGGUGAGGUAUCCUGCGCCUGCGGCGGCGUCGGCGGAGAAGGAGAAAGAAGAAUAG